AGCUACAAGACGACAUAUACCGUUGACGGUUUUUUUUAGUAUUAAACCGUCAUCACAAAAUGUGACCUUCGACAGCUAUACGACUGAAAAACAAAACAAGCGGUACACCAUGAUGAUGAUUCGCACUGCAUUGUUCUGCUUAGCAGUAUUUGUGUCCGGUGCACAGUGUCAAGGCUGGAGUGGACAGCAGCCACAGGGACAAUGGAACAGUCAAAUUGGAAGCCAAGGAGGAUUAGGUGGAAGCAACGGAGGACCAAGCAUGUUUGGAGGCGGUAGCUUUGGUCCAAGUCUGUUCGGUGGAGGCAGUCUUGGAACAAGUCCCUUUGGUAGUUCAGGUCCAUUUGGGAGUAAUAACUUCAGAUCUAACCCAGGGACUAACUGGAUCAACUCGGGACCUUUUGGAAUGAAUGGUCGUAAUGCACCAAACGGUCAGCCUUUUGGACCCAGUUCCUUUGGUCCUAACGGACCAAUGCCAAGCAACCCCAAUGCAUGGGGCUCAUCUCCAAACCAAAGAGGUCCAUUUUCUCCAACUUCUCCCUUCCUGUCAAACUCACCGAAUUCCCAGAUGAAUUCCUUUCAGUCAACAUCAAAUUUUCGACAAAAUCCAUUUCAAACGAAUCUGAACUCUCGAUCUAAUAAUCCAUUUGCACCACCAUCGGGUAGUAUGGUUCCGUUUCCCAACAUGCCUUUCAUGCCAAAUUCUGCCCAGAAUAGAUUCGAUACAGGGUUUUUUCAAGGUUUUGGAUGGCAACCAGGAAUGGCGUCUCUCGCGAUACCAGGAACACCCAGCAUAGGAAGCAGUAGGUCUGCUUCUAAUAGUAAUGGUAUUGACAUUUCAGAAGGCGAGACUCUCACCUGUAGUGCCAGAGACAAUACAGGCUCUUUAGCAGUUACUCUAUCAUGGACGGAUAAUAGCAGCCAGAGAGGACAGACGUUUAACCCAAUACAAGGUGUCGUCAACGUGACGUCAACGACGCUGUCUGGAACGUUUACGGUGCUCCUGACACGGCGAGCCCGGGCGGAAGCAGGGUGCUCUUUAACUACCAUGGGCGAGAUUCUCUCACGAACUACUACAAACAGCGCAUGGGGAGGCACCAGGGUCUUCAGCCUGGGAGUGUUGUCUUCAAUACGUGUGAGACGUGGUGUGGAAUCUUCAAUUACUAUACCGACACCUAACCUGCCGUUGUUGAGUCUGCAGCAAUAUUCAGGGAGAGGAAUCGUGCUAUGUAGCGGCACAGCCUCAGAUUCUAGCGGAAGGGCCAGUUGCAUUGGCACCUUUCACCUCUGCUGCAAACUCGGUUAUGACAAUCAAGACGCCAUCCUACCAUGAUGCCCUGUUCCACCAUCGAGACUUUGCUUGUUUGUUGUCUAACGCCGCGCUCAGCAAUAUUCCAGUUAUAUGACGGCGGUAUGUAAAUAAUCGAGUCUGGAUCAGACAAUCCAGGGAUUGACAUCAUGAGCAUCGAUCUACGCAAUU
Molecule: messenger RNA, 1477 nt
Organism: Haliotis rufescens (red abalone)
Lineage: Eukaryota; Metazoa; Mollusca; Gastropoda; Lepetellida; Haliotidae
Product: ras guanine nucleotide exchange factor G-like
Exons: 5
Coding region: 110-1330 (406 amino acids)
Source: RefSeq, a predicted model, not a curated record